This is a messenger RNA of Aspergillus tanneri, 1938 nucleotides long. RefSeq names its product fungal specific transcription factor domain-containing protein. The transcript is spliced from 3 exons. The coding region runs from base 1 to 1938 and encodes 645 amino acids. Lineage: Eukaryota; Fungi; Ascomycota; Eurotiomycetes; Eurotiales; Aspergillaceae. Gene Ontology annotation, molecular function: transcription cis-regulatory region binding; DNA-binding transcription factor activity. Gene Ontology annotation, biological process: positive regulation of transcription by RNA polymerase II. The record is from RefSeq and is a predicted model, not a curated record. Gene Ontology annotation, cellular component: nucleus.
AUGGCGCCCAUUCGAGGAAAGCAACAUUGCUGGCAAGGUCUCGGUUACAAAGCCAAAGAAAGCCACCUUGUCACCCCCUACCAGUGGGAGGGCCUAUCCUGGGCCUACAGCACCGCCCACAGGAGAGCAUUCUACCAUCCGGACAGUAGAUCAGGCAACGGUAUCGAAAGGCUGCGUAGUCUUGGUGGAGAUGUCAAUGCACCAUCACUGGCAGAGAUCACACCUUCGGACCAAUCGCCAUGGCUAUCUGACAUGUCCUUCCCAACCGCGGAACCAGGAACCAGUCCUGAACAGGGUACACUCGCUUUGUCUGAUGAUGGUAGCCUUCAAGCACCUGAGAGCUUCAGCUUCGAAGCACUGCUUGAGGGAGACCAUGAGGAUAUAGAGGAAAUUGCGCGUCAGCCCGACCGGAGGAGCAUAGGGCCAAUUCAAGGACUAGCUGGAUCAGGUUCCUUCUCGCACGUUGAUGACAUGAACGCCGCACUUGGCUUGCUUAGAGAGCCCAAUCUUGGUAUUGCAAGCCCGGAAUUAUUAGUGUUACAAUUCGACAGGGUUACCUGUGGGAUACUAUCUAUAAAAGAUGGGGCCCAUGAAAACCCAUGGAGAACGCUGAUAUGGCCGUUGGCUAAAGACACCCCGGCACUCUACCAUGCAGUUUUUUCUUUGGCUGCCUUCCAUUCAAGCAAAGAAGUCCCAGCAUUUAGGGUACUUGGAGUGGAUCACAUGCGUAAGAGCAUCACUUGCAUGGUGCGAGAUAUACAGAACAUGAGAGCGGAUGCCGCUUUAGCAACGAGUCUAGCUCUCGCCUUCGCCGAUACCUGGGAUCAGACCACUCGCUCCUGUAUCCAGCACCUUCGAGGUGCUAAGGCACUGGUGUCGCAGGUUGUUGGUUUUGGAUUGCAGAACGGGUUGUGUGGGGCCGAUCUAGAAAGGGUCCGGUUUCUUUAUAAUACUUGGUUGUAUAUGGACGUUAUUGCGCGUUUGACAUCUCAAGAAGAUUGUGGGAGCCCGGAAAUAGACUUGUCGAUCCUUCAACUCCCUAAUGAUGCGGUGCAUGAGAUUGAUCCUUUGAUGGGUUGUGCCACCACACUUUUCCCGCUCAUAGACCGAGUUGCCCGAUUAAUACAAAGAGUACGAAAAACGGAUUCCAACUCCGUCUCACUCGUAUCCCAGGCCAUCGAGCUGAAGAGGCUUGUCGAGCAGUGGGAACCCCCAGAGUGGUUUGAGCCGCCCGAGGAUCCAACCUCUGAGGUUCAGCAUAGUAUCCAAACUGCACAUGCUUAUCGUUGGGCGACACUUCUCUAUCUUCACCAGGCCGUUCCAGAAAUGCCCUCCGAACCAGCCUCUGAGCUAGCAAAACGAGUAUUGAUUUUGCUAGCCACAGUCCCACCUAGUUCUCGUACGACGAUUAUCCAGAUGUUUCCCCUGUUAGCGGCUGGCUGUGAGGCGGACCAAGAAGAGGACCGCCAGUGGGUGUCGAAUCGGUGGACGGCAAUCCAGACUCGCGUUAUGCUGGGUUCGAUUGAUCGGUGUAUUGAUGUGGUCCGUGAAGUCUGGACUCGUCGGGAUGCUUUCGAGGCAGAGAAACAGCGACGGCAGGCCCGCACGGCUGGCCGUUCCAACUCCCACGCCAUUCCUCGGGAUAUGGGACGAGACCCGUUAUCGUUUUCAGGUUCCAUACUAGGGGAACGCCCAUCCAAUUACAAUAAUAAUAAUAUUUACGAUAAAGAUCCUCGGCGACGGUCGAUAGCGGAGGAGCGUGCGGUGCCCUCUAGGGCGUCUGCUGGAAACCACCAGCGAAGCUUGACAGCAUCUCCGCUGGAAAAUAUCGAGUUUGAAAAAACAGUUAGGGGAAGUUUACACUGGGUCAAUGUGAUGCAGGAAUGGGGUUGGGAAGGUAAGCGUUUAUGGUUCUUGCCUUGUCUCGAUGACGACUGA